AUGGACAAAAUCGAGUAUCGAGCUGUCAUUAAAUAUCUGUUUUUGAAAGGCAAUACGCCUACGCAAAUCAAAGAUGAGUUGGAUUCUGUGUACGGGGACUCUGCACCAUCAUUUACCACAGUGAAAUUUUGGGCAGCUGAAUUUAAACGUGGCCGUAAGAGCUUGGGAGACGAUGAACGUUCGGGACGUCCAAAAACUGCAACUGCCGACGAAAACAUCGCCAAAGUUCACCAAAUUGUGCUAGACGACCGCCGAAUUAAAAUUCAUUUGGGACAUGAUGUAUGGAUAGCGAAGGAGAGUUAUGCUUAUCAUUGA
Molecule: messenger RNA, 315 nt
Organism: Trachymyrmex septentrionalis
Lineage: Eukaryota; Metazoa; Arthropoda; Insecta; Hymenoptera; Formicidae
Exons: 2
Coding region: 1-315 (104 amino acids)
Source: RefSeq, a predicted model, not a curated record